Messenger RNA from Strongylus vulgaris, 459 nucleotides. The record is from the annotation of a GenBank genome assembly. Lineage: Eukaryota; Metazoa; Nematoda; Chromadorea; Rhabditida; Strongylidae.
AAAACCUUUAAGUGUUCUUCGCUUAGUUUCUCCUUUCCAGGAUUUAUCAUCUUCCUCUCGAUCGUCUCAAUCAAUGUUGGUGUCUUCGGCUAUAUGACCUUAUGGGGUGUGAAUCUCGACGCUGUAUCCAUGAUUUCGAUCAUAAUGAGUAUCGGGUUUGCCGUUGAUCUGUCUGGACACAUAGUGUACGCUUUCGUAACCUCUCAUGGUGAUACGAACCAACGGGUCAUCGGGGCACUUGAAGCGCUAGGAUGGCCGAUAUUCCAGGGAGCAUCUUCAACAAUCGCGGGAAUAACGAUAUUAUAUACAGUAGAUGCCUACAUCAUACUUGUAUUCUUCAAAACAAUAUGGCUAACAAUGGUCAUAGGAGCAAUUCACGGGCUCUUCUUCAUACCGGUAUUUCUCUCUAUAUUCCCUGUUGGUUUCUUCCGGAUACCGAAGUCUUCAGAAUUGCAUUAG